This is a messenger RNA of Cajanus cajan (pigeon pea), 4087 nucleotides long. RefSeq names its product Leucine-rich receptor-like protein kinase family protein (gene BRI1). The record is from RefSeq and is a predicted model, not a curated record. Gene Ontology annotation, molecular function: protein binding; ATP binding; protein serine/threonine kinase activity. Gene Ontology annotation, biological process: protein phosphorylation. Lineage: Eukaryota; Viridiplantae; Streptophyta; Magnoliopsida; Fabales; Fabaceae.
AGGGAGAGGGAGUGUCACAUGGCAUGUGAGCAACAGCUGUGUCCACUCUUCCACUUGAUAAAUACCCAUCUUACCUUGCUUACUAGGACUUUUGACUCUCUUUCAUUUUGAAUCCGACUUUCUCUCUCAACAGAGCUACCUUGAGUGGUCUCUCAUGGCAGAGCUCACACCCUAAACCAAGAGAGAUCAAAUCAAAUAAAAAACAACAAACAAACAACAACCAACAACCAUCCUCACUUGGCACUUGCAUAGGAAAAUGAAAGCCCUGUACAGAAGCUCUCUCUUGGUCCUCCUCUCUUUGGCCAUCUUCUUCACUUUGAUAGGCGCUGCUUCCAGAGACCCCACUCCGCAACUCAUAAGCUUCAAGAACUCUCUACCCAACCCGACCCUGCUCCCCAACUGGCUCCCAAACCAAAACCCCUGUACCUUCACCCGAAUCACCUGCAACCAGACCCACCUCACUUCCAUAGACCUCACCUCCAUCCCACUCAGCACCGACCUCACCGUCGUAGCAACCUACCUCCUCACCCUCGACCACCUCCAGUUCAUCUCCCUCAAAUCCACCAACCUAACCGGUUCGGUUUCCCUCCCUCCCUCCCAUUCCAAGUGCGCCUCCUCAUUGUCCGCCAUAGAUCUGUCGCAAAACGCACUCUCCGGUUCCCUCUCCGACAUGUCAUUUUUCUCCUCAUGCUCAAACCUCCAAUCGCUCAACCUCUCCAACAACCUCCUCCAGUUCGACUCAGCGCGCUGGAAGCUCAACCUCCGCGUGGCGGAUUUCUCCUACAACAAGAUUUCAGGGCCGGCACUCAUCCCGUGGCUCCUCAACCCCGACCUCAACCACCUGGCGCUGAAAGGAAACAAAAUCUCCGGCGAAAGCGACUUCUCCGCUGCCGCUUCUCUUCAGUACUUGGACCUCUCCUCCAACAACUUCUCCGUGCCGAUUCCUUCCUUCGGUGACUGUUCCUCCCUCCAGUAUCUAGACCUUUCCGCCAACAAAUACUUCGGCGACAUUGCUCACACUCUCUCCGCUUGUAACCGCCUCCUCUACCUCAACGUCUCCAGCAACCAGUUCUCCGGUCCGCUUCCCUCCCUCCCCUCCGGUUCCCUCCAGUUCGUGUACCUCGCCGCCAACCACUUCCACGGCCAGAUUCCCUCCGCGCUCGCCGACCUCUGCUCCACUCUAGUUCAGCUGGAUCUCUCCUCCAACAACCUCACCGGCUUAGUCCCCGGCGCGUUCGGCGCGUGUGCUUCUCUCGAAUCCUUCGACAUCUCCAGCAACCUCUUCGGCGGCGCCUUGCCCAUGGAGGUGUUGAUGAAAAUGAGCAGCCUGAAGGAGCUGGCGGUGGCGUUCAACACCUUCACCGGUCCUCUCCCGGAGACUCUCUCGAAGCUGGCGUCUCUGGAGUCCCUGGAUCUGAGCUCCAACAACUUCACUGGGCCUAUAACGGCAACUCUCUGCGGAGACGGUGAGAGUAAUCUGAAGGAGCUUUUCCUGCAGAAUAACCGUUUCACGGGUUUUAUUCCGCCCUCCCUCAGCAACUGCUCCAACCUCGUUGCCUUGGACUUGAGCUUCAACUUCCUCAGUGGGACUAUCCCUGCGAGCCUGGGCUCGCUCUCCAAGCUUCGAGACCUAAUCAUCUGGCUGAACCAGCUCCACGGCGAGAUUCCUCGGGAGCUUAUGUAUUUGAACAACCUCGAGAACCUGAUUCUGGAUUUCAACGAGUUGACAGGGAACAUUCCCUCUGGACUAGUUAACUGCACCAAGCUCAAUUGGAUCUCCCUCUCCAACAACAGGCUCACCGGCCAGAUUCCUCCCUGGAUUGGGAAGCUUUCCAAUCUCGCCAUACUCAAGCUCAGCAAUAACUCUUUAUCCGGCCGGAUUCCGCCGGAGCUUGGUGACUGCACUAGCUUGAUAUGGCUGGAUCUGAACACCAAUUCCCUCACCGGCUCGAUUCCGCCGGAGCUCUUCAAGCAGUCCGGGAAGAUCGCGGUGAAUUUCAUCAGCGGGAAGACGUAUGUUUACAUAAAGAAUGAUGGGAGUAAGGAGUGUCACGGAGCGGGGAACUUGCUGGAGUUUGCGGGGAUCAGUCAGCAGCAGCUGAACAGGAUUUCGACUAGGAACCCUUGCAAUUUCACUAGGGUUUAUGGAGGUAAGGUGCAGCCAACGUUUAACCAUAAUGGUUCUAUGAUAUUUUUGGAUAUCUCGCACAACAUGUUGUCAGGGAGUAUUCCUAAGGAAAUCGGGGCCAUGUACUAUUUGUACGUUCUCAAUUUGGGCCACAACAAUGUGUCCGGGAGCAUUCCUCAGGAGCUUGGCAAGAUGAAGAAUCUCAACAUACUUGAUCUCUCUAAUAAUAGACUCGCGGGGCAGAUUCCCGAGAGCCUCACGGGGCUUUCUUUGCUCACUGAGAUUAAUUUGUCAAACAACUUACUUUCGGGCCAGAUUCCUGAAUCGGGUCAAUUGGAUACUUUACCUGUGGCUGGGUUUCAGAACAACUCUGGUCUCUGUGGAGUUCCUCUGAGCCUGUGUGGAUCGGAUUCGGUAAACAGUGGAAGUGGCCAACAUUUGAAGUCUCAUAGGAGGCAGGCUUCUCUGGCGGGGAGUGUGGCCAUGGGGUUGCUCUUUUCCCUAUUCUGUAUCUUUGGUUUGAUCAUAAUUGCCAUUGAGACCAGAAAGAGGAGGAAGAAGAAGGAGGCUGCUCUUGAGGCUUAUGUUGAUGGUAAUUCGCAUUCGGGUCCUGCCAAUGUGAGCUGGAAGCACACCAGUAACCGGGAAGCGCUUAGCAUAAACCUUGCAACGUUUGAGAAGCCCCUUCGGAAACUCACGUUCGCGGACCUUCUGGACGCUACCAAUGGCUUUCACAACGACAGUCUCAUUGGCUCUGGCGGGUUCGGGGACGUGUACAAGGCUCAGUUGAAGGACGGAAGUGUUGUGGCCAUCAAGAAGCUGAUCCAUGUCAGCGGACAAGGGGACAGGGAAUUCACCGCUGAAAUGGAAACUAUUGGGAAAAUCAAGCACAGGAACCUUGUUCCCCUGCUGGGAUACUGUAAGGUUGGGGAAGAGAGGCUCCUGGUUUAUGAGUACAUGAAGUAUGGAAGCUUGGAGGAUGUUCUGCAUGACCAGAAGAAAGCUGGGAUCAGGUUGAACUGGGCUGUGAGGAGGAAAAUUGCGAUUGGGGCUGCGAGGGGUUUGUCUUUUCUUCACCACAACUGUAACCCGCACAUCAUUCACAGAGAUAUGAAGUCGAGCAAUGUGUUGCUUGAUGAAAACCUGGAGGCCAGGGUGUCUGAUUUUGGAAUGGCUAGGCACAUGAGUGCUAUGGAUACACAUUUGAGUGUGAGCACACUUGCGGGCACCCCCGGGUACGUUCCUCCGGAGUAUUAUCAGAGUUUCAGAUGCUCCACCAAAGGUGAUGUCUACAGUUACGGUGUGGUUUUGUUGGAGCUUCUAACUGGGAAGAGGCCAACGGACUCGUCUGAUUUUGGAGACAAUAAUCUUGUAGGAUGGGUUAAACAACAUGCUAAGAUGAAAAUAAGUGAUAUUUUUGACCCGGAGCUCAUGAAGGAAGACCCCAAUCUGGAGGUUGAGCUUUUGCAGCACCUCAAGGUUGCUUGUUCUUGUUUGGAUGAUAGGCCAUGGCGGCGUCCAACCAUGAUUCAAGUGAUGGCAAUGUUCAAGGAGAUUCAGGCGGGAUCCGGGAUUGAUUCUCAGUCAACCAUAACCAACGAAGAGGAUAGUUUCAAUGCGGUUGAGAUGGUGGAGAUGAGCAUUAAAGAAGUCCCAGAAUUGAGCAAGCAUUAGGCAAAAAAUUCCGGAAGUGUCAAAGUGGAUUCAUCGGGAAACAAACAAGAAGAGAGGAGGAGAUGACGGAUUCAGCUCCCCCAAAAGUUUUUUUUCCUUCUUCUUUGCCGCUUCAAAUUAAUUAUUUCAGACAUAAGGGGAAACGGUUGAAAGGGGAAUGAAUGCUUUUGAUGUAUGUAGUCUUGUUAUUUUUAUACAUAAAAAAGUUGUUUAACUUGUAUAUAAACAGCUUCAGUUGUUACCCACCUGUGUUUUCCUAGAAUUUUCAAAGUACUUUCUCAUUCA